Messenger RNA from Oxyura jamaicensis (ruddy duck), 1138 nucleotides. It is a transcript of the gene NUDT18, whose product is annotated as nudix hydrolase 18. The record is from RefSeq and is a predicted model, not a curated record. Bases 130 to 1092 code for a protein of 320 amino acids. The transcript is spliced from 3 exons. Lineage: Eukaryota; Metazoa; Chordata; Aves; Anseriformes; Anatidae. Gene Ontology annotation, molecular function: magnesium ion binding; 8-oxo-GDP phosphatase activity; 8-oxo-dGDP phosphatase activity.
CACCCGUCGUGCGCCCUGCAGCCCACCGAGACGCGGCGCCGGGGGUGCCCGUCCCCCCCGCGGGCUCGGCUGCACGCCUGCCGGCUGCCCCCGCCACCCCAAAACCCCGCAGCCCCCUGAGCGGGCGCCAUGGGGGACGCCACGGAGGAGCUGGACGCGGUGCUCAGCGGCCGAGGCUGGGAACUGGGGGGCGGCUACGACGGCACCCCGCAACCCCGCGGCCCCGUCCGGCUGGGGAGCAGCGCCUGCUACGUGGUCCUGGCCGUGCUCUUCAACGACGAGGACGGGGUGCUGCUGGUGCAGGAGGCCAAAGCCGAGUGCCGCGGGACGUGGUACCUGCCCGCGGGGCGCAUGGAGCCCGGCGAGAGCGUGGUGGCGGCGCUUCGCCGCGAGGUGAAGGAGGAGACGGGGCUGGAGUGCGAGCCCCUCACCCUGCUGGCGCUGGAGGAGAGGGGGCCCGCCUGGCUCCGCUUCGUCUUCCUCGCCCGCCCCACCGGAGGGACCCUGAAGACCCUGGAGGACGCGGACGCCGAGUCCCUGCAGGCCGUGUGGUGGGACGGGGCGCUGUCCUCCCUGCCCCUGCGCGCCCCCGACAUCCUGCCCCUGCUGGAGCUGGCCGCCCGCUACCGCCGCAGCCCCCCGCACCCCCCCACGCUGCCGCAGGAGCUGCCCUGCGCCCACCUCUGCUUGAGGCUCCUGGUGGCCUUCGCCAGCGACGCCGGGCACCUUUGGGUGCUGCUGAGCACGGCCGGGCCCCCCCGGCUGCCCGUGGUGGCGUGCGGCACCGAUCCUGCCCAAAUCCGCCGGGGGCUGCGCCUGCCCGUGCUGAGGCUGCUGGGGGGCUGCCUGCCUCCGGACCCCCCCGUCGGCUCCAUGGGGCUGCUGGGGCUGCAGCACCGGGCUGGGGGUGCCGGGGGGGCUGACGGGGUUUGCUUUAACGUUCUGCUGAGCAUCCUGCCCCGCGGCACCGGGGACGGCCCCCCCGAAUUGUGCCACCCCGCUUUCCGCUGGGGGCGGGUGGAGGAGGAGGGCUUGAAGGGCCGCAUCCUGCAGCGGCUCCGCACGGGGGGCACGGUGCCCAUCCGCAGCUAGCAGCGGGCGAGCCCCAGCACCCAGGGGUGCUGUACGCAGCCGUUUU